This is a messenger RNA of Phyllostomus hastatus (greater spear-nosed bat), 1727 nucleotides long. RefSeq names its product guanylate cyclase activator 1A (gene GUCA1A). The transcript has 4 exons. Bases 373 to 981 code for a protein of 202 amino acids. Gene Ontology annotation, molecular function: calcium ion binding; calcium sensitive guanylate cyclase activator activity. The record is from RefSeq and is a predicted model, not a curated record. Gene Ontology annotation, biological process: visual perception; positive regulation of guanylate cyclase activity. NCBI's taxonomy places the organism in Eukaryota, Metazoa, Chordata, Mammalia, Chiroptera, Phyllostomidae. Gene Ontology annotation, cellular component: cone photoreceptor outer segment; photoreceptor inner segment.
AUCCUCUCACCAUCAGCUCAAGGCUGUAAUCCUGGGCCUCUGCUCCGCUAAGGCUUGUCCUAUUUUCAUUCCUCUUCUCCAGGAGCAGUUCCCAUUGGCUGUAAGGACCUCCCGGGCACUUGUGCCCUGCUUCUCCGGCAGCCUCUGCGUUUGGGUGUAGGCUCGCUCACCCUGUACCUUGGCCCUCCUGCUCAUCUCCUCCCGACAGUUCCCUGCACUUGCUUGCUCCGGUCCUUCCUUGCUCAGAUCUGGAGAACUCAGGCCUGUGAGCCAGGAGGGCCCAGUUCUAAAAAGCCAAGCCACCCUCGUGCAGGGAGCAGCGGGGCACAGGACUUGUCCAUCUUGGGCGUCAGCCUCCCGCAGGCCUGGACGAUGGGCAACGUGAUGGAAGGCAAGUCGGUGGAAGAGCUGAGCAGCACCGAGUGCCACCAGUGGUACAAGAAGUUCAUGACCGAGUGCCCCUCCGGCCAGCUCACUCUCUAUGAGUUCCGUCAGUUCUUUGGCCUCAAGAACCUGAGCCCGGCGACCAGCCAGUAUGUGGAGCAGAUGUUUGAGACCUUUGACUUCAACAAAGACGGCUACAUCGACUUCAUGGAGUACGUGGCGGCGCUCAGCCUGGUCCUCAAGGGGAAGGUGGAACAGAAGCUGCGCUGGUACUUCAAGCUCUACGACGUGGACGGCAACGGCUGCAUUGACCGCGACGAGCUGCUCACCAUCAUCCGGGCCAUCCGAGCCAUUAACCCCUGCAGCGACUCCACCAUGAGUGCAGAGGAGUUCACCGAUACCGUGUUCUCCAAGAUCGAUGUCAACGGGGAUGGGGAGCUGUCCCUGGAGGAGUUCAUGGAGGGCGUCCAGAAGGACCAGAUGCUCCUGGACACGCUGACACGAAGCCUGGACCUUACCAGCAUUGUGCGCAGGCUGCAGAACAGCGAGCAAGACCAGGAGGGGGCUGGUGGGGGGGUGGCUGAGGCAGCCGGCUGAGCCACCCACCGCCAGGAAGCUUCCGUGUUGGGGAGGGGGUGUGCGGUGCUGCUGACUUUUAUACUAGAUAGAGUCUACUGCGCUCAGAGGCCCAGGCCGCCUCUCCAGGCUGCGAGGUGGUGACAUGGGAGCAGUGCUGAGAGUCCAGGGGUGGGGACAGUGAAGGGGGCUUCUGAACCUCAGUGUGACUCAGCUGGCAGUGACUGCUUCCUGCCAGCAGCGGCUCCUCAACACCCCUGCACCCUCAGGCUCCUCUUUGCCCCUCGGGAAGCUCCCCCAGCUCUUCCCAGCUUUCCAGUCCCACCCUCUUCCAGACGUGGAAGCUCUGAGGCAGAGCUGAGCUUUCCCGGGACUCCGAUGGAAUCUGGCAAGUCUCCGUCCUGGUGCCACACGGAGCCCGGGACCCUGGAGCCUACCUGUGUGGUUUGCACUGAUUCCUCCCUCUCAUUCAUUCAACAAGUAUUUAUUGAGCACCUACUACGAACUAAUGCUAGAUGUUAGAUGUGCAGAUGGAAAGGACCCUUCUCAUUGUCAAAGAACCCCCAGGCUACGCAUCGUUAUAAUAAAGCAUGCUAGGGAAGCUGUGAAUGGAUUCCUGUAGGAGCACGGGGAACCAAGAGUGAAGGUGACUCAGGGGCAGCCUCGCAGAGGCGACCCCGGACUCGGACCUCGAAAGGGGAGUUGGAGGUUGCGUGUGGAGAAGACGGUGUGUGCGGGAGGUUGGAGGGGCACUCUGGGUGAUGUGU